Messenger RNA from Lingula anatina, 2398 nucleotides. Its product is annotated as N-acetylglucosamine-1-phosphodiester alpha-N-acetylglucosaminidase. Lineage: Eukaryota; Metazoa; Brachiopoda; Lingulata; Lingulida; Lingulidae. Gene Ontology annotation, biological process: secretion of lysosomal enzymes. The record is from RefSeq and is a predicted model, not a curated record.
CAUGUGAUCAGAAACGGCACAAAAUGGAAGCCGAUGUACACGUUCACACUUCCUUGCUUUGCUACUUAAUUUUAUUGUUAAGUGCGGUUUUAGCAAAUAUAGACAGUAAUACCGAUACUGAUCUGCUGGACUUGUUGGUACCAUACCAAAACCUGCAUGGCCCAAGACAUUCCCAUCGAUACGUCAGAGACUGUCAGCCUUAUAAAUAUAAAAAUGUGACACAUGAAACAUUUAAACCUACUUCUGCCAUAAACUCAUCCAAACCACUGAUAUCAGUCAGACAAUUCGUAAAAAGUGAUGACAAACAUAGGUAUGACUUUGACCGUGCCCACUACAUCUAUGGUCAUUAUGCUGUGAUACAAGACCCCCUUAGGACGUUUUCUGUGGUCGAGCCAGGGGGGCCAGGGGGGUGCAUGGAUGACCACUGGGUGAGGAUGACCACUAAGGACUCUGCCAGGACAAAAAAUUGUGUGGUAGCUGCUAAUGCUGGGUUUUUCAAUACUACAAAUGGGGCGUGUUUAGGUAAUAUCAUCAGUGAUGGCAGACUUGUACAGAACUCUGGAGGAGUGCAGAAUGCACAUUUUGGUAUUAAGAAGGAUGGCAGCUUGUUCAUUGGGUACCUUCCAGAGUAUGAGGUUCUGCAUGGAGACUUUCAGCAGCUGGUUGGAGGGGUUUUAUGGCUCCUUAGAGAUGGCGAGUCAUACUUGACAGAGAGCAUAGCUGCUGAAUGCCAGGACACAGAAGAAACUGGUACCCUGAAAACAUUUGCAGAGGUCCAGUCUGCCAGAACAGCACUGGGACAUGACAAAGAGGGGAAUGUUGUCAUAGUACAGGCUGAAGGACGAACUCACCAUAGAGGCAUGAAUCUAUAUGAUUUCGUAGAGUUUUUGAAGAGCCUAGGUCUAGUCAAUGCAAUCAAUUUAGACGGUGGUGGAUCAGCUACUUUCAUAGUCAAUGGAUCGUUGAGCAGUUAUCCCUCAGACAAAUGUCCAGACAACCCAACAUUUGGCUGUGAAAGAAAAGUGUCAACCAUUGUAUGUGCCCACGAGCCUGAAUGUCAACCAUCCCAUAAUUGUAGUGGUCAUGGAAACUGCGUGGGGGGUAUUUGUAUUUGUGAUGAAUAUUGGAUGGGACCAUCAUGUGACCUGCUGAUGUGUGGGGUUCACAACUGUAGCAGACAGGGAGUGUGCACGGAAUCUGGUUGUGACUGCCACAAAGGUUGGCUUGGGGAGCAGUGUAAUGAGCCAUGCACAGAACAUAGAUAUGGCUAUCAAUGCUCAGAACAGUGCAGGUGCCAGAACAAUGCCACUUGCAGUCCUGUAGAUGGCAGUUGUGUAUGCAAGCCAGGCUACACUGGUCUUUUAUGCACAGAAAAAUGCCCUUAUGGGUUUUUCGGAGAGUCAUGUAAGAGCUUGUGUUACUGUGAGGACAGUUGCUCCUGUAACCACAUAACUGGGGAGUGCAAUAUUACAGCUGAUGUGGAUGCUGACUUAUUUCAAGACAACCCAACAUUUGGCUGUGAAAGAAAAGUGUCAACCAUUGUAUGUGCCCACGAGCCUGAAUGUCAACCAUCCCAUAAUUGUAGUGGUCAUGGAAACUGCGUGGGGGGUAUUUGUAUUUGUGAUGAAUAUUGGAUGGGACCAUCAUGUGACCUGCUGAUGUGUGGGGUUCACAACUGUAGCAGACAGGGAGUGUGCACGGAAUCUGGUUGUGACUGCCACAAAGGUUGGCUUGGGGAGCAGUGUAAUGAGCCAUGCACAGAACAUAGAUAUGGCUAUCAAUGCUCAGAACAGUGCAGGUGCCAGAACAAUGCCACUUGCAGUCCUGUAGAUGGCAGUUGUGUAUGCAAGCCAGGCUACACUGGUCUUUUAUGCACAGAAAAAUGCCCUUAUGGGUUUUUCGGAGAGUCAUGUAAGAGCUUGUGUUACUGUGAGGACAGUUGCUCCUGUAACCACAUAACUGGGGAGUGCAAUAUUACAGCUGAUGUGGAUGCUGACUUAUUUCAAGUUGGAACCUGUCUUGCUGAAUCUCGUAUUCGAAGGGAACAUUUAGUGAAAGAUCAGUCAGAGCAAAUGAGUCAGCUUCUGCUUACCGUGGUCAUCCUUUCCAUCCUAGCUGCCACCAGCAUUACCAUCAAUAUAUCUCAGGUUUGCUUUUAUGCAAUAUGCAAAAAGACUAAGACUAAUAAUAAUAAAUACCAUAAGCUUAGGCGUAUACCCAAAGACUACUACAUGGACAGUGAGGAUGGGGAUGAUGAGGAAGAGAUGGAUGAGGAGGAGGAACUGGAUGAGAGUAUCACAGAGACUUCUUUUUUAACUGGAGGUUCAAAGUUUAAACAUGCUCCCAAGUCAUGAAAGCCAGUUUCAAAGAUUCAGAUUGAGAGGAGGGAAAAAAAAAA